GUUGCUAGAGGGAAAAUGGAUUCUUUAUUUCACGUCCUGGUUUCUACCUGUCUUGCCUUGACAUUCUCAGAAGGGUUUCUGAUUAUCCAUGUCCAGAAACAGCAGUGUCUUUCAGAAAAGAGAGGAGUCAUUAUGGAAAAGUGCAAUAUGACCAACCUCAACCAGCAGUGGCAGUGGACAGGAGAUGACAGGCUCCUCCACGUGAAAUCUGCCCAGUGCCUGAGCAUCUCGACACGAUCUGCCCUCUCAUCUCGCAGCAUCAUCACUGAUUGUCCCCAGGCAGUCAGGUGGAUUUGUCACAAGGAGGAUGGGCUCCUGAAGGUGGCCAACAGCUCUCUCUUUCUCACAAAGCAAGGUCAGAAGGUAAUGGCGAAGCAGAGUAAGAAAUACCUUCAUACCUGGAUGCAGCUAGAAGCCAGUGAGACGGGAAAACCGGUUUAUGUAAAUCUGUGCUCAAAGCAAGAUCUCCAAGAUGCAGACAGUUCUGUAUGGAGUAUUGGAACUACAUCCUCCCCUUUAAAUGCUGCUACCUCUAGGCCUGAAAAUCUGCUGAAGAGUAGCACAGAGAUGUUCAUCAGAAAUGUGACUGAUCAUUUCAGUAAAAAUCUCAUUGAAAACCUCUACUUUGACUUGAAAUCUGUGGUAACAGAGAAAGCCUGGAUUCCAACAACUACUCUUCAAUACUCUAGCACAACUGAAGAGGCCGCGCCGGGGGAGGCGGAGGGAUGCAAGGCCAACCUGACGGAGCGGAGCGUGUCCGGACAGAGCGUCCGUCUGCGCUGGAUCGCCGCGGACCGCGCCUGCAAUUUCAGUCUCAGCGGGAUCUCGGAGUCCGGGGGGGCGGCCGGCUGCCAGCCCGCCCCCAGCAACAACGGCUCCUUCGGCUGCACCCUGCGGGGCCUGGAGGCCGGGACCUGGUACCACCUCCGCAUCGAACCGCUCGCCGGCGGCGAGGCUGUCAACAUCUCCGUGCAGACAGAUCCCUUACCACCAUCUCAUUUUGAAAUUAAUAAGGAAAAAACUACCCCCACAAGCUUGCAGGUUCAGUGGGAUCCUUCCUCAGGAACGGUGGACUUUUAUAACAUACUAUUAUUUGAUCAUGAUAAUAAAAAGGUUCAAGAAAUCUCCAUACCAGGAAGAAUUUCAAGAAUGGAAACCACUUUUUCCAGUCUUAUCCCUGGGAAUAAAUACAACAUUAUCCUCAGUGCAGUUGCUGGAAAUAAGAGUACCCCAGAAAUUCACAUAAGCGGAUCUACCGUGCCAUCCCCUGUGAAAAAUAUUCAGGUCAGUGUCAAGACAGACACUAUCCAUGCUUCAUGGUCUCCUGGCUCUGGGCAUGUGGAUCGUUACAGGCUGGUGUUACUGGAUGAUCAUGGCCCAGUUCAUGAGCUUCAACAAGAAGAUCCUUUGACCUCCUACACUUUUUCUGGACUUAUAGCAGGCCACCUGUAUAACCUUUCCAUCAUAACCCAGGCUGCAGGACUGGAGAGCAUCAGUUUUCAAACUGUCAGGACAGUCCCAGCUGAAGUCUUAGAUUUGACGGUGACUAAUGAUGACAGCGUAGAUACAUUUACAGUUAAGUGGAGACGACCUUCAGGAAACCUCAAUUUCUAUAAUGUUACUCUGUCUCAUCUUGGAUCAGUUGAAGAAGUCAAAACUCUACAGCCACUGGUCACAGAGACUCACUUUGACAAGCUAACUCCAGGACGUCUUUAUCAGGUUACUGUCCGCACAGUCAGUGGCGAGCUGUUCACUGAUCGGAUGACAACUGGUAGGACAUUUCCCCAGAAAGUUUCUGAGCUGAAGGCCAGUGGUGGUGGCUGGCUGAGGUCUCUGCUGGUGAACUGGCUGCCCCCUGUGGGAGACUGGGAGAGGUACCGCCUGCUCCUCUGGAACCGCUCGGCACUGGUGCUCAACACCACCCUUGAGAAGGAUGCCACGGAGUACUUGAUCCACGAUCUGGGCCUCAUUCCAGGGAGGCAGUACAGCGUGGAUGUUGUGGUGGAGAGUGGUGAAUUGCAGAGCAAGGCGAGCUGCACAGGGAGAACAGCUCCAGAGCCUGUUCUGCAACUUCGUGUGAAGCAUGCUGAUGAAUCUUCACUUAGUGUCAUGUGGAUUACCCCUGUUGCAGAGUGGGACAGCUAUGUGGUUUCACUGGGAGACAGGGAUCUGACUGUCAUAAAAAAAGGUCUUGCAAAAGAAGCUAAGGAAUUCACUUUCACUGAGUUGGUACCUGGAAGAAAAUACACAGCUACCGUCACUACCAUCAGUGGGAUUUUAAGCAACUGGACUUCAGUGGAAGGAAGAACAGUGCCAGCCCAAGUGACCAAUCUGACCGUGGCAAGUCAGGGAUCAACCAACAGCUUGUUCACCAACUGGACGAGAGCCUGGGGAGAUGUAGACUCAUACCAAGUGCUACUGAUUCAUGAGAAUGUUGUCAUUAAAAAUGAGACUGUUCCCAGUGAAACCAGCAGAUACCACUUCUAUCCACUGAAACCAGGAGGACUUUAUUCAGUUGUUGUCACCACUAUCAGUGGGGGAAUAUCUUCAAGGCAAAUGAUUGCAGAGGGGAGGACAGUUCCUUCCAGCGUGACUGGAGUAACAGUAAAUAACUCAGGUCGCAGUGACUACCUCAGUGUUUCUUGGCUGCCAGCUUCUGGAGAUGUAGACAACUAUUUGGUGACACUCUCUCACAAUAACCAGAUUGUUCAGACUCUCACCGUUCCCAAAUCCCUCAGCGAAUGCUCCUUCAGCAGCCUUACUCCUGGGACACUUUACAAUGUGAUGAUUACCACAAGGAGUGGGAAGUAUGAAAAUUAUUCCUUCAGCCAGGAACGAACAGUCCCUUCAAGUGUUCAGGGACUUACUGUCAGCAAUUCAGCCAGAAGUGACUACUUGAAGGUGUCCUGGCUACAUGCCUCUGGAUAUUUUGAUAAUUAUGAAGUGAUCAUCAAGAACAACAAUGAUUUCAUCCAAACAAAAACUGUCGCAAAGGAUGAAAAUGAAUGUGUGUUCACUAAUCUGGUCCCGGGGAGGCAAUACAGUAUCACAGUCGUCACAAGAAGUGGAAAAUAUGAAACUAAUGAAAGGAUCUAUGGCAGAACAAUGCCAGAGUCAGUGAAGGAACUGACUCUUAGUAACAGGAGCACAGAAGAUCUGCAGGUAACUUGGUCAAAAGCUGAGGGCGAUGUUGAUAAAUACGAGAUUCAGCUCCUCUUCAAUGAUAUGAAGAUCUUCCCACCCAUUUUCCUUGGGAACACUGUUGAAGAAUAUUGGUUCACAGCUCUGACUCCAGGACGUCUAUACAAAAUUCUUGUCCUGACCAUCAGUGGAGAUGCACAACGUGCUACCUUCAUAGAAGGCCUGACAAUUCCAAGUAUGGUCAGAAACAUCCAUAUAUCACCUAACGGCAUGACAAACAGCCUGAAAGUGAGCUGGACUCCUGGAGGUGGAGAUGUUGAUUCCUACACCGUGACUAUAUUUCAGCAAAACCAUCAGCUUGAUUCCCAGAGUGUUUCCAAACACAUCUCUGAGCAUGUGUUUCAUAAGUUGGAAGCUGGGGAGCAGUACCGUGUGGAGGUGCAAUCUAACAGUGGCACCUUGCACAACAGCUUGGCAGCUUUUGGGAGAACAAUUCCAGCCUCUGUCCAGGAAUUAUUAGCCCAUCAUGCUUAUAGUAGUCAUUCCUUGUUGGUAACCUGGCAAAAAGCUCCUGGUGUAGCUGAAAGAUACGACAUUCUGCUCUUGAAUGAGCAAGGGAUCCUCCUGAGCAACAAAUCAGAGCCAGCUACUGCCAAACAGCACAAAUUUGAAGAUUUACUAGCUGGCAAGAAGUACAAAAUACAAGUUUUGACAGUCAGUGGUGGGCUCUUCAGUAAACGAGCAGAAACUGUGGGCCGAACAGUUCCAGCAGCUGUCACAAAUCUGAAGGUCACAGAGAACACGACUGACCGGCUGUCCUUCAGCUGGACCACCUCAGAAGGGGAGCUUGAUUCAUAUGACAUCUUCUUAUACAACCCAGACAAGUCCCUUCAUGACAGGAUUUCAGGAGAGCAGCACCUCCAGCAGUGUUCAUUCCAGAACCUGCAGCAAGGCAGGAUGUAUCGAAUGGUGAUUGUUACCCACAGUGGAGAACUCACUAAUGAGUCGUCUGUCUUUGGAAGAACAGUACCAGCCCCAGUUGUUGAUCUCAAGGCAUCCAACCGAAACAUGACAGACAGUCUGUGGUUCACCUGGGGUCCAGCAGCAGGAGAUGUUGACUUCUAUGAGCUGAAUCUUUAUAACCCAAAUGGGACACAGAAAGAAACAUGGCACAAGAAAGACCUGAAAGAGUGGCAUUUCCAGGGACUCGUUCCUGGCAGAAAGUACACUCUAGUUGUUGUGACUCACAGCGGUGACCUGAGCAAUACAGCAAAUGCUGAAGCAAGAACAGCACCCAGCCCUCCUAAUAGUGUAUCGUUUACUGAUGUUGCAAACACUUCCUUAUCAAUCACUUGGAUGGGUCCUCCAGACUGGACAGACUAUGAUGACUUUGAGUUGCAGUGGCUUCCAAAAGAUUUCCUCACAGUAUUCAAUCCCUACAGCAGCAGCAAAUCCAAAGUACGUAUCAUCUAUGGCCUGCGACCAGGAAGACUCUAUGAGUUCAGUGUCAGAACUGUCAGUGGUGACAGCUGGAAGACAUACAGUCAGUCACAGUCUGCAAGUGUGAGAACAAAACCAGACAAGAUACAAAGUCUUCACUGUCGGCCCCAGACCUCUACUGCCAUUGCAUGUUCCUGGACUCCUCCUGAUUCUGACUUCGAUGGGUAUAGUGUCGAAUGCAAAAAAAUGGACACUGGUGAAGUGGAAUUCUCUAAAAGGAUAGAUAAAGACAAAUCUCUUCUUAAUAUCAUGACCCUCGUUCCUCACAAGAGAUACCUGGUGUCCAUCAAAGUGCAUUCUGCAGACAUGACGAGUGAAGUAGUUGAAGACAGCACCAUCACAAUGAUUGACCGUCCCCCUCAGCCACCUCCAGACAUACGAGUGGACAAAAAAGAGGUGCUGAUUACCAAAUCCUCCAUCAACUUUACUUUUAACUGCAGCUGGUUUAGUGAUACUAAUGGGGCUGUGAAAUACUUCACUGUGGUUGUGAGGGAGGCUGAUGGUAGUGAAGGACCAAAGCCUGAUGAGCAGCACCCAUUACCUUCCUACCUGGAGUACAAACACAAUGACUCUAUACGCAUCUACCAGACAAAUUAUUUUGCCAGUAGAUGUGCUGAAAACCCUGACAGUGACUAUAAAAGCUUUGACAUUAAGCUUGGAGGGGAAAUGGAAAAUCUGGGAGGAAGGUGUGAUCCAGAUCAGCAAAAAUUCUGCGAUGGACCUCUAAAGCCUCGGACCACUUACAGGAUCAGCAUACGAGCUUUUACCCAGCUCUUCAGCGAAGACCCGAAGGAACUCCCUAAACCACUCUUUGCAGACACCUUCUUUUCUUUACCCAUCACUACAGAGGCAGAGCCUCUGUUUGGAGUUAUUGAAGGUGUGAGUGCUGGCUUGUUUCUGAUUGUGAUGUUAGUGGCUGUUACUGCUUUAUUUGUCUGCAGACAAAAAGUUAGCAACGGACACGAGAGACCUACAGCUAGGCUGAGCAUUCGCAGGGACAGGCCACUCUCAGUCCAUCUGAACUUGGGGCAAAAAGGGAACCUGAAAACUUCCAGUCCGAUCAAAGUCAGUCAUUUUGAAGCACACUUCACCAAACUUCAAGCAGACUCCAACUACCUCCUGUCUAAGGAGUAUGAGGACUUGAAAGAUGUGGGUCGAAACCAGACAUGUGACAUAGCACUUCUGCCAGAGAACAGAGGGAAAAAUCGAUACAAUAAUAUAUUGCCCUAUGAUACAUCAAGAGUGAAACUUUCCAAUGUGGAUGAUGACCCUUGCUCAGACUAUAUUAAUGCAAGCUACAUACCAGGCAAUAAUUUCCGCAGGGAAUACAUAGCAACUCAGGGCCCUUUGCCUGGCACCAAAGAUGAGUUCUGGAAGAUGGCAUGGGAGCAAAAUGUCCACAACAUUGUCAUGGUAACCCAAUGUGUUGAGAAGGGCCGGGUAAAAUGUGAUCACUACUGGCCCCUUGACCAGGAUUCCUUGUACUAUGGUGACCUGAUCGUUGAGAUGCUGUCUGAAUCAGUGCUUCCAGAAUGGACUAUACGGGAGUUUAAAAUAUGCAGUGAAGAGCAGCUUGACUCAACAAGGCUUAUUCGUCACUUCCACUACACUGUCUGGCCAGACCAUGGUGUGCCAGAGACCACCCAGUCCUUGAUCCAGUUUGUCAGAACUGUGAGGGAUUAUAUCAACAGGACCCCAGACACAGGACCAGCAAUUGUGCACUGCAGUGCUGGUGUUGGCAGGACUGGAACAUUCAUUGCACUGGACCGAAUUCUGCAGCAGCUGGAUUCAAAGGACACUGUGGAUAUUUAUGCAGCAGUCCGUGAUCUAAGGCUUCACCGGGUUCACAUGGUUCAGACAGAGUGUCAAUACGUAUACUUACAUCAAUGUGUGAGAGAUGUGCUAAGAGCCAGAAAACUUCGCAGUGAACAAGAAAAUCCCUUGUUUCCAAUAUAUGAAAAUGUGAAUCCAGAAUAUCACAGAGAUGCUGUUUAUUCAAGGCACUAAGAAUGUUACAGACAUCUGCUUUUGUGACCACUAGGCGUUUUUGUCAACUAAGGGUUUUGUUUGGUUUUUUAAUGUAUGUAUUUCAUGCACUAGAAAGGUGCCAGACCAUUCUUUUGGGACUGUGCAUAAUUUAUUGGUCUGGUGAUUUUUAAAAUAUACAUAAUUUAAGUGUAAUAGAAAUUAUUGUAUAUAAUUGUAUUUUGGCAUUAUGUAAAUAUGUUUUUUCUAUAUUGUUUAUAUUAAUAUUAAGCUUCAGAUAAUAGUAUUUUUUCUUAUCAUAGUUUUUAUGAACUGUUCUACAUAAACUAUUUUGAAUUGUAUGGCUAACAGGACUGCUGUGUUUGGGGCAGUAUUGGCAUGAAACACAGAGGAAAAAGCCUAUAGGGAGAACCUAAUUUUUCUUAAACCAGUUCAGUGUUUUUGAGAUGAAAUAAGCUACUAUUAAGUAAGGGAACAGUAGUCCUGUGUAGGAAUUACAAUGCUACUCUACACUUUAAACUUACUGCUUUUCAUCUGACAAAAAUGGGUAUAACCCAUGACACAGUGACAUACCUUUUUCAGAACUCAUUACCAGCAGAGCAAAACAGGGUCCACUGAAAGCAACUCUUUCAGUCUAUUGUGACAUAGUAGAAAAAUAUCCAACAACAUACACCACCAUGAAAGGUCUUGCAGACCUUUCCCCCAGCAUGCAUGCUUUGGGGGGAGACAGGUCACAUUAUGAUUUCUUUACACUGAUUUAAGAGAGCAGAAUCAGACCACAGCCUGUGUCUGUGCAUUUUCACAUUUGUAUAAUUAUGGUAAGAAUGGUGUUCAAGGAAAACACCUCAGACAUUCAUAUUAACAGACCUGUAAGGAUUUGCAGUCUGGCUACUUCCAUAGCUCAGAAAAAAUAAUACCGUACCAUGACAGAUAAAAAAGUAGAGAUUCUUAAUGUGUUGAAAUAAAGAGAUAAAGAGGUAUAUAUCCCACAGUUUACACAACUAGCUUUGGCCUUAAGCUGCUUGCAGCAUAGCUGCUUUGUCCCAGGUGUUGGUCUUCAAAUGCCUCUUGCUUUCACAAAGGGAAAGCAUGGCCCCAGCUUGUCCACACAGCUGCUUAGAUGUUGCUCUUUCACUUAGAUGUUGCUCAAUGUCAGCAUCACGAGGCCAGUUCACAUAGAAAAAAGUUCAUCAGUAAACCAGGGGAUGUAGGUUGGUAGGGGUCUGCUAAUCAUUGGAUGGCUGAAAGCAUUUGGUGAUUAGCAAGAAAUAUAAUCAAGAGCACUCACCAGGUAUCCUGCCCAGCCAAGCGGAUUAGGCACAUCCUCUCUCUUCUGCAAAGAGGAUUUUCAGUCAAGGGACUGAACGUGCUGUUCAGCUAUUCUUUGUCUUUAUGAAACACUCUUCAAACAGAGAAGCAGUACACAGUUCUCAAUCACAAAAAGAAAGAAGGGCUCCAUAGUUCUCUUGUCAUGUAUCUACUCUUACUUUACCUAAAGAAAACUUAGCCUGCUGCUGAAUACAAGUGCCUAAAUCCCGUGAGGCCUCCUGAGAACCUGCCAAUGCACUGAAGUGCCUAACUGAGGAACUGCUGUGGCCCUCAGUCUAGACUACUGUGAUUUCACCAUGUCAAAUGGGAGCUGCAAUCUCCUUGGAGUAGGAACACCUACCUGAUGAUGGCUGAAGAAAUCUUCUAGGUGGCUGUGACAUAGUUUGCUUAAAUCAUUCCAAAGCAGAAGCAGCAGGACUAUGCACAUUAAUGUCACUCUGGUUUCCCUAGAAGGCUCACGGUCAUUCUUCCUUCCUGCUCCAUCUGUAGUUGCACCCUUUCUUGACCCUGUAUCUUCAUAUGAAGCUACCCUUCAAAUCACCGAUCACAACUGCUCAGAAUAUGUAAGCUUGGUUAACCUUUUAGAUGUCUCUCUAUGAAAAUACUGCUCUUUCCUUUUGUAUAUCCUCUUUUGCCCCACACAAACGUUGAGAUUCACCACCCUUAAUGGGUCCCGGAGAAGGGAACUAGAAUUAUAAUGGAAGUAAUUUUUACAGAGGGAAAUCUAAGCAAAACCACAAAGAAAUGUGCAGUUUUUCUGCAGGCCACUUUUUAUCUUUAUUACUUUGCUAGAUAGACUCUAGGUUAGCAAGCAAGGACAGAAAAGCACAGCAGCUUUAUAUCAAUCAUUGGCUCUGCUAAUAACAGCUGAACUUAGGGAAUCAUGAAUAUUGCUGUUGUGUUACGUGUGCUGCAUUUAGUCCUCUCUUUUUGCAGCAGUAUCUGAAGAAAAAAGAUCACCGUGUUAGUUACCAGCAGUACAAUUACACUGUAAAAAUGUUACAAAUGUACCCUAUAAAUUAUUUCACAUGAUAUAUUACUAUGUCAUUUUUUAUGCAGAGGGAAAUGGAACUUGGUCAAUAAUAUAUGAUUUGCAGGCAAAUGUCUGAUUGUAUACUAAGUGUGCCUGUUGUUACUUAUUUUCAGAAAGAUAUGCAUUGUUCUGAUCUUUCUUUUAACACUUUCUCAGCUCCUUCCUCUGCACCCAUAGAAUUCACAAAUCUGCACCCGAAAGAAUCGUGUUGUAGCAGACAGCUUUUUUCAUUUUUUCUCUCAGCUACUAAUGGACACAAUUCAUUAGCCUCUUCCUUCUCAUCACUUAGUAACAUGACAGAUGACUUUAAGCACUCUGGCACAGUGCUCUUGAGCAGCAUUAUACCCCUGCCAAGCUGAGUCACUUGUGAGAGUGUAGGCACAUGGUAUUGCUAUGGUUCUGCUUUCUAGUCUGUUCUGAUUGAAAGAAACCAGUGUAAAUCGACCAAGGAUAAGUAAAAAGUAUCUAUGUAGCAUUUUGUUUAUAUAAGACACCUACUUAUCAGUAUAAUUAAUUAUAUUUACUGUGCCUCUAAGCUGAAUAGAAGGAAAUUGUUAAUGUAAGAAGAAAUGAACUUGAAGGAGCCUAUUUACUGAACAAAAAGACCUCUUAAGGAAAAAGACACCCUCUGCUGAAGAGGAUGUUUCUCUUUUGAAUGUCCAUGACUGAUGUUCAGAAUUCCCUUCUUGAUGUUUCCCAAUAAUAAUGUUAUAAAGCGUUGUAGUGUUGUCACUGAUCCAUAAGCUAAAGUUUGCACACUUGGAGCCCAGUUCUGUGAAUCUCUGUAUUAUCCACAAAGCUACCUGAGUACUUUCAUGAAAGGUAACUGGAAUGCUUGCCUAGAGAAUAUUAUUCCACUUCUGAAGCACUUGCAGGGUUGGGCUUUUAGGUUAAUUCAAAUUUUGUAAUGAAAGUUUUAUAAUAAUGAAAAAAUGUAUUAAAUGUGUUGUUUUUUUAAAAAAGUCUGUGCAAUACAAUUACAAGAUCCACUACCGAUUCUAGAAUGAAAAAAAAAAAAAAAGUAUUUUGCAUAGCUGGAGUAGACAAGUAAUAUGUUUUGUUACAAAUGGAACACAAAAGUGGGUGAGAGAAAUCGACAUACUGUGAAGAUGUCAUAAAAGUGCAACUUUAUAUGGUUUUUUUUCUGCUGCUAUAGUUAUUUAUACAGCUUAUAUACGUGCCUAAAAUUUCCAGAAAUAUUAUUUUAUGCCUGAUAUACUAUGAAUUUCCUUUCAUUUGUAGAACAGAAAAAAGAAAAUGUGUGUGCUUUAGGUUUGUAUUUUAUAUUAUAUAUUAUAUAUAGUUAUUUACACUUUGAAAACAGAAAGUUAAAUAGUAGACAGAUAGGAGUACAUGAGUACCUCUCAGGCGUUAAUAUGCAGACUAGUGGGGUGAGAACAACAACCUGCCUGAUCAGUGUAUUAGCAUCUCCUCCCAGGGCUGCAGAUCUCCUGACCUGUUGGUAGCACCACUAUGGCCAAAGCAAGCUGGUCAGUCACCAGCAACCUCACAGAUCAACAGGUAGUUCAGAAUGGGAUUUUUUUUUUUAAUACUGGACACUAAGGACGAGCUAAAUUUAUCAUAAACUGUGGAUUUGGGCACAUAAUGUGUUAGUGAUGCUCAUAGAUUGACAUGCCUGAUGAUUUACUUGUUCCUUGAUUUGGUUUAAAUCUAAAGAAAUACUAUAUUGUCAAGUACCUGCAUAUAUAUUGCUCUACAGUAGGGUAGUAUGCUACAUUUAAAAAACCCAUGAUAUUUAAAAUGUGGCUAGCCAUAGUGUAAAGUGUCUGAAAAACACCUUCAGCACAUACUCCAUUCUCAUUUGUUAUAUCAUUACUUAUAUUUGUGUUCCUAAUAAACACUGGGUGAACACAGUAUUGUGCUACUAUUGUCGAUUUAAUUUAUGCAUUGUUAAGUAUAUUUUUAUAUUUUUAGCUACAGUCAACAAAUCAAAUAUAUUUGAGUAUAUUUUACACAUUUUUAUAAACAGUUCAUGAAUAAAGUAAU
Calypte anna (Anna's hummingbird) is the source of this 10996-nucleotide messenger RNA. RefSeq names its product protein tyrosine phosphatase receptor type B (gene PTPRB). Gene Ontology annotation, biological process: protein dephosphorylation; angiogenesis. The record is from RefSeq and is a predicted model, not a curated record. The transcript has 34 exons. The coding region runs from base 16 to 6648 and encodes 2210 amino acids. Lineage: Eukaryota; Metazoa; Chordata; Aves; Apodiformes; Trochilidae. Gene Ontology annotation, molecular function: protein tyrosine phosphatase activity; cadherin binding.